Molecule: messenger RNA, 1222 nt
Organism: Hemibagrus wyckioides
Lineage: Eukaryota; Metazoa; Chordata; Actinopteri; Siluriformes; Bagridae
Gene: acmsd
Product: aminocarboxymuconate semialdehyde decarboxylase
Exons: 10
Coding region: 91-1101 (336 amino acids)
Biological process (GO): secondary metabolic process
Cellular component (GO): cytoplasm; cytosol
Molecular function (GO): hydrolase activity; carboxy-lyase activity
Source: RefSeq, a predicted model, not a curated record
GGACAAAUGUUGACUUUGAGUUAAGCUGAGCUUUAGGUACAGGGACUGCCUGGAUUUCUCUGUGUUCGUGACUUCUCAUCUGUAGAGAAGAUGAAGAUUGAUAUUCAUAACCAUAUUUUGCCUAAGGAAUGGCCUGAUCUAAAAGAGAGAUAUGGAUAUGAUGGAUUUGUCCAGCUCCACCACCACUGUAAGGGAGAAGCCAAAAUGAUAAAGGACGGGAAAGUGUUCCGUGUAGUUCAGGAAAACUGCUGGGAUGCUGACACUCGGAUACGAGACAUGGAUAAGCACGGGGUCACGAUGCAGGCCCUGUCUACUGUCCCUGUGAUGUUUAGCUACUGGGCAAAACCUCAAGACACACUGGACCUUUCUGGGAUCCUUAAUGACGACCUGGCAGCCACAGUGAGCCGAUACCCGAAACGCUUUGUAGGCCUCGGCACUCUUCCCAUGCAGGCCCCUGAGCUGGCUGUACAGGAAAUGCGGCGCUGUGUGCAGGAACUUGGUUUCCCAGGGGUGCAAAUUGGUUCACAUAUCAACACCUGGGACCUUAACGCUCCUGAGCUUUACCCUGUUUACGCUGCUGCUGAGGAGCUAAACUGUGCUUUGUUUGUACAUCCGUGGGACAUGCAGACAGAUGGGAGAAUGGCCAAGUACUGGCUGCCCUGGCUAGUUGGUAUGCCUUCAGAAACUACAAUGGCUAUUUGCUCCAUGAUCUUUGGAGGUAUUUUUGAGAGAUUCCCAAAGCUAAAGGUCUGCUUUGCUCAUGGAGGUGGUGCUUUUCCUUAUACAAUUGGACGAAUCGAGCAUGGAUUCAAUGUCCGGCCAGACCUGUGUGCUACGGACAAUAAGAUCAAUCCACAUAAAUACUUAGGAUCGUUUUACACUGAUUCUCUGGUCCAUGACCCACUCGCUCUUCAGUUACUUGUUAAUGUCAUUGGGAAGGAUAAAGUGAUGUUAGGAACAGAUUACCCAUUUCCUCUUGGAGAACUGGAGCCUGGAACACUGAUAGAAUCGAUGCAUGAAUUUGACGGCACACUAAAGGAUAAACUCCUGGCAGGAAAUGCUCUUGAAUUUUUGGGUCUUAAGAGGAAACAGUUUGAGUGACAUGCUGAGAAUUCAGUGGCCUUCUUCAUAAGGAAAAGAACUUUCCAAAAUCUAAAAGCGGAGGUGCAGCAGCUUUCUGGAGAGACGUUUUUUCAUCAAAUAAAACAUAUAUUUUAAAGUA